Messenger RNA from Helicoverpa armigera (cotton bollworm), 1708 nucleotides. Its product is annotated as BRISC and BRCA1-A complex member 2. Bases 152 to 1258 code for a protein of 368 amino acids. NCBI's taxonomy places the organism in Eukaryota, Metazoa, Arthropoda, Insecta, Lepidoptera, Noctuidae. Gene Ontology annotation, biological process: double-strand break repair. The record is from RefSeq and is a predicted model, not a curated record. Gene Ontology annotation, cellular component: BRCA1-A complex; BRISC complex. The transcript has 7 exons.
CACUUUGUUAUUAAAUAUUCUCGCGUUCUUGGAUAUUUAUUUUAAUUCGUAAUUAGUUCCAAAUCCCCUAUUAUAUCCAGGGAUUUCCUGUGUUCAUUAUUGGUCUUAUCACGACUUCUAAAUUCAUAGUUUCAUCUCUAGUUUUUUUACAAUGUCUUCAGAAAGUUUCGGAGUAGUGAACGAGUUAGCUCCAGUAUUUCGUCCUUAUAUUCAAAAUGUUUAUCAAGAUUUGAAACUGGGUUUAUGUAAAACGAAAGUUGACUUUGAAAGAGUAUCCGGCAACUCAGAUGGCGGUGAAAGCCAAAUACGAAUUGUUUUACCUUAUUGCUCAAAGAAGCUAAAAUGGGAAAUUAUAUUUGAUGCAACAGCACCCUGGUUCGCGCCAGAUUUCAGAUUUGAUGACGAUAGCUUCCUUAUGAAUGUUGAUGAACAGUUUUUAGAAGAAAAAGUUCCAAGUCUGGCCAAAUGGAAUGAAAAUGAUCCUAAAGCACUCAGUGAUGUUAUAUCGGAACUUAUCAAUGUUUACAAACUUUACCAGAUAAAAAAGUUAAAUGAAGAUGACAGUUCCCGAGCAUACUUUGAAUACAGUGCUUUACUUGGUGAUGCUCUAACAUCUGAGAAUGAUAUUGAAGUAUGGGUUGGCAGCCAUGUCGUGGAGUUCUUAAUCAGGCUCAAUGUAGAUACUUCAAGAUUACCGGAGUUGUAUAGUGAUGGAAUAGAGAAGAAUCCUGGAAUAGACACAGCAUUACUACUAGUGAGAUACCCAAACUCAACAAAUGCUGAGUUGAUUCUGUCACCAGUACUGACUAAAUCACUGGGGAAUAUAUCAUUACCUUUGAUGCAUCAGUCAGGAGUGCUUAUGGAUUAUGUUCCCAUGGUGACAGAACUUUUAAAUAAUAAGAUAAAUGACUUGCUGAACAAUGAAAAGUUAAAGCGGGACUUGCUUGCACAACUUAUUGUAAAGUAUGAAGGAGCUGUCCUAGAGCAUGACACCAAUAAUGCAGCAUUCUUGUUUGAGAUGAAUAGCUUUCACUGGAUCUUACAGAUAGAUAUUGGUGUUAAAUUUCCAGAAAAGCCUCCAGUAUUAACUCUAAGAUCGAUUUAUCAUUGCAAUAAAGGGAAGCCAAUAUACAAAGUUCUUUCAGGCUGUCCAUACAAUAACUUUGAAGGCUAUAUUGAACAACAAGUUGAGAUUUUCAAAAAUGAAUGUAUGGGACUCCCAGCUAACAGUCAACAGAUUCUGACUUUGGAAAACUAAUAGCAAACCAAUGCUUUGCUGUUAAUUUAUGGCUGGGAAUCAUAAGCGGAUCAAGAACCUUACUAAUGUUAGAUUAGAUAAGAAUUAUCUAUAAAAAUAUUGGUGAGUUCACCAUUUAUAACGAUCAACUAACCAUAAACAGUCAUAUAUUCUUGUCACCCAUUGGUGACACUUGGUGACACACUUGUCACCCAUUGGUGACACUUGGUGACACUUGGUGACACACUUGUCACCCAUUGGUGACACACUUGUCACCCAUUGGUGACACACUUGUCACCCAUUGGUGACACUUGGUGACACACUUGUCACCCACAGCUGAAAAUGGUUUAGUUAUUGUCUUAGUUAUAUGAUGCAACUUAUCGUAAACCAUUAAACCAGAUUUUGUAAGAUUUAACAUUCUAUAUUGUAAGAGGAUUAUAGUUUACAGUGUAAAUAAAAGAGUUCCAUUUA